UAACCACGUUUGACCUUGCUUCUGAUCGACACCAAACCUCUCUCUCUCUCUCUCUCUCUCUAUCUGAGACAGAUACCCGGAGUGAAGGGUGCUCUCUCUAUGCAACAGUGAACUUUGAGGUCGUCUUUAGUUUCUGGGUCCGAUGGGCAGUUGGAGAAACCGCCCUCCUAGGAGGAAAUACCACCCCUAUCGUUAUCUUUACCGAGAAGGCGCUCACCGUUCCUACCACGACCAAUCCACUCCAGAUAACGUGCCUUCAUGGGAGAGGAGAUUCUGUAGACUGGUCGGAACAAUUUCAUGGGGGAAGAUUGUUUAUUCGAAGAUGCUUCUGAACUACCAUGACAAUAUCUUCCACUGGGAUGAUUCCGCUGCUGAAGAGGCAUUCCAAAAUGCCAAGAAACGGUUUUGGGCAGAGAUCAAUGGUCUCCCUUGUGAUAUCUCUCCGCCUGAUCCAGAUAUUUAUAUGGACGAGAUAAAUUGGAAUCAGGCCAUUGACCCAGAACUUAUCAAGGACCUUGAUAAGCAGUAUUUUAAUCCGGACGAUGUUGAAGAAGACGAAGAGAUGGCGAGUAAAAAGAAAAGGAUCGGGAACCUAGUUGGCUCACCAUCUGAUAGAUGUGAUGUUAAUCCAAAAAACAUCGAAAAUCCUUGGGAAAUAAACAAUUUACAUCAUGGCGAGGAUGUGAAGAAUUCAGCAUGGAGCACAAACUCAUGGGAUAAUGAAAUUUGUGAACCAGGACAUCUGCAUAGUGAUGACAAUCCAUGGGAACAAAGCUACUCUCAGGGCAAUAGGGUGAGGAAAGAAAAUGUGUGGGCCGACGGGGUCAACUUAUCAGGUUGGAACCAGUGGGGAGGCAAUUCUAAUCAGCUGAACAGUGGGAAUUCUGAGAACGAUGAGAAAUGGGCCAAAACUGCCCUUAACUCUGCAGACUGGAAUGCUGCAAAGUCAAGGAAGUUUGGUUCCAAUCCUGAUGCUAUGGACUAUGGCCAUAGUAGAGAAGAUAGAGCUUCAAAAGAUGGAAGAUGGAGAGAGAAUGUGCGCACCACUUCAAGGGGUUGGAAAAACUGGGACGAGCACAAGGAUGAACGGAAAAGGAGCAGAAGGACCUGGGUUCCUAGAGAUGGAGAGGGCUCACGCAAGAGGGGAAGUUCUCAUCAGCACACGUCAAGGUACAGGAGCCCUGGGUUCCAGGGGGACAAUAAACAAGCUAAUCAAUAUUGGAGCAGCGAUAGAGAUAACAAGAGGGUCAGUUUCGCACUUCAGUAAUCUAUAGCCGUUUUUUGGUGUGGGUUACUGCUUUUUGGAAUCUUUGGUUUCAUGAAGUUGUUUGUAUAGAGAGUCCCAAGUUAGAGAUUUGUGCAAUCAGGAAUUAUAUUCAUUCGUUUUUUUUUUUUGGAACUGUGAAUUGCACGUCCAAUUUUGAUGGGCUCUUCAAGGACUGAUGGUUUUAUCCAUGUUUUAGUAGUAGAAAGUUGCUUGUUGCAACAGAAAAGUUUCUGUAUACAGUGCUUCGAACUGUUGUUGUUUCAACAGAAGUAAAGAUAUAUAAGCAGGAGAAUCAUUUCCAUCA
Syzygium oleosum is the source of this 1571-nucleotide messenger RNA. RefSeq lists its product as uncharacterized. The record is from RefSeq and is a predicted model, not a curated record. NCBI's taxonomy places the organism in Eukaryota, Viridiplantae, Streptophyta, Magnoliopsida, Myrtales, Myrtaceae. The coding region runs from base 143 to 1267 and encodes 374 amino acids. The transcript is spliced from 2 exons.